Molecule: messenger RNA, 1605 nt
Organism: Acaulospora morrowiae
Lineage: Eukaryota; Fungi; Glomeromycota; Glomeromycetes; Diversisporales; Acaulosporaceae
Source: the annotation of a GenBank genome assembly
AUGGAAUCUUCUGUGAUGACUCCUGAAGAUAAUCUUAACGGGAUAAUUCCCGGAUAUCAACGUCCAGCCGAGAUCUGUGUCGAUUAUCUUUCACACGAAUGGAAAAAAGAAGAUGAUAUUUGGACUUCGUGGAAGGCUAUGUCGAAGCAAAAGAAAGAUAUUGACAACGGCGUUCGUCUCGAGAACGCUUCGUGGAGAUCUUGGGCCAAACAGAAAUAUAAACUCAAAACGGUCAAACCCGAGUUGCUCAACUGGCAUAAGGACAGCGAUGUAACGUGGUUGUACGGACCUUUGCACACCGCUUGGCUACCACCCAAGAAAGAUGGACCAAAGUUAUCAACGACCAUGGGUGAACUCAACUUGAACUCGUCUUGUCACAAAUCAUGUUUGAAAAAGAAAUCCAUAACCGAGAUACUGAACCCUUCUGUUAAGAGCAAAUAUCCGUCGUUGGUCUCGAGCAAUUCGGACACUCAGCUUUACAAAAAGAAUCGAGGUGACGACGACGUCAGUGACAGCGAUAGCGCUUCAACCUGCUCAAUAUCCGGACCGACUACGCCCAUAUCUGGCCCCACCAAAUCAAUCUUACUGCCGACCGAUCACGACAGUCAAUCCCAGCCGCGACAUCACAUUCGAUUUAAUGAUCAGGUUGAACAAUGUAUCGCGGUUGAUUCGGCUGAUGAAGACGACGAUCAUAUUAACGCCUUGGAUCUGGAUAGCAGUAGUAGCGACGACGAUGGUUUGGAAAUGAAGAUAAGUCGAAAGAAGAAGAAGGAUUGUACGACGAUAUUCAAGUUGGCGCCCACAAAAUUAAAGUAUGAUAGGUUGUACAAUAACGAGUAUUCAGCGUUGUACACAAAGCAAAGUCACCGACGUAAGUCGUCGAACUCCAAUUCGGUUUCAUCCACGCCACCCGCAACAACGUCAGCAAAUAUCAGUCUUUUUGAUUUUGAUAAACCCUCACCAAUAAUACGGCACGCCGCGGCUUUAUAUGAUCCAAUUCAUCAGGAACAAGGACAUGAAUCAGCUGGUGAUCAGGGCGAUGCGCAACGGUCUUUGUUCUCGGUUGAAUCCGGGUUACCACCACAUGCUGUGCAUUUUCCUCGCCUCAUACUUUCCUACCCGGGAAGACCCGAGACGAGUCGUGAUCCUUUCGGCAAAAAGAGGAAUACACAAUCAAUGAGUAAGUGGGGUGCAUGCGUUGUGUCAUCUACUUUUCUUUUCUUCUAUGCUCCAACGGCAUUCAACGGUGAUACCACAUUUACCAGAUCGACAUUGAUUCAAACGCGCGUAUACGGAAAUGUUGAAGUCAUUCUAGCCAGUUACAUCACAGUUAAAUUAGUUCAUAUUAAUUUGCCAAUAUGCCACAACGAACAAAUGAAGGUACACAAGCGACCACCAAGAUUCGGGACCUUACCGUUUAAAGGCGAGAAAGAUGGUGGCGUCGUGCUUGCUGACGAAAUUCUUAGAGACGAUCGACGUGGUACCCGAGGUUCGAACGUAUCGGUCGUUCAAUUGACUGGCUAUGAAACAGCGGAAGGUCGACAUUUCGAUUAUGCAAGGAAAAUUUGUAGAGCCCUCGGCGAAAAAUUUGAUAACGACAUUUAA